GUAUCACGGUAUGGUACCUCAAAGAUUAUAGUUCCUGAUACACAUUUUUUGUCGAAGUUUGUGUGCACACUGAAUUUACAUGACAUGCUUUUAUUAUUGUUAAGCGUCGGUGAAUAGUAUCAGAAACGGGCAGAGUCUGUAUGGUUUAUGACAAAAACUGGUAAAGCUCCUCAAGUCAAUGAGUCAUGAGCUAAAAAACAUAGCUAUUUACUUCGGAUCGUUUGUGGAUCUCUGCGUACCUGUUGUGUUUGUAAACUAAUUGUUAUCUAACCUAUCUUCAAUCCGGCGUGGAGCAAUCUGUUAAUACCCGGCACGCUUUAAUUAUCAACCAUGAUUUUUAUAUAGUUUUGCAUACUGUAUAUAGGGCCUAGUUUUGCCUUUGACAAAGGACCCGACUGAAACUUUUGCCGGUGUGUGGUUUCCUUGUGUCUAUGCGUCUUUUUUCUAUAGAGUGUAUCCUGAUAGGAAAUAUCUUCCUCUCUACUAAAGCUUAAUUGUUCUUGCUUUAUGGCAUUCCCUGUCGCACCUGUUGAAUGCUCGUGACAUUAUGUGGACGCUCAGCUCUGAUACACCCUUGGGUAUGCAUAGAUUGGGACUAUAUUCAUUUCUUGUGCUGUUGGUCUCAGGCUGAUGAUACUGCAGUAAUUAGCCACUCUUGUGAUUGGUGACUUUGUUAUUUUCUUGAAGUGGGAUAGUCGAUUUUACAGCACCUGACUUUUCAAAACAGGAAUUUAUCUGGAGUUCUGGAGGGUUUAGAUUCGAGUCUUGAGGAUCGUAUCGUCUUCACGCCGGAUGUGAUCGGACAUUACACAAUAUGUUUUAUGUCGAUACAGAGAAUGACGUCCAUGUUUCGAACCGGAGGAUGACGGAUCGCAUCAUCAACAUCCAGGAUGAAGAUGUCAUCCACCGAGGAUGGCUCAAGAAGCAAGGCGGGGCGUUCCGCUCCUGGCAACGACGGUACUUCAAGGUUUCCGGUGAAUUCAUGUACUACUACACCAAGGAAGAAGACACCCGAGCCCUUGGCUACAUCCCGCUACGUGGCAAUGUCCUCAAGAAGCACCCGUACACGGCCGAAGAACCGGGGAAGUACCUCUUUGAAAUCCUACCAGGUAAAGCAAGCCAAGGUCGUCUGGCCGGAAACCAUGACAGCUUCCUUCUCUGGGCAACCAACCAAGCUGAGAUGGAUGAGUGGACGCAGGUCAUCAGGAGGGUCAUGUAUGGUAAAAGGGGUGGAGGUAUAUUUGGACAGAGUCUCCUGGACACAUUAACAUCUGAGAGUACAACUACAACCAAACAGAUUCCAUCUAUUAUUGAGCAGUGUGUGACGUUCAUCAAGAAUCAUGGGCUAUAUGAGGAAGGUAUCUUCAGACUGCCAGGAAGGACCAACAAAGUUAAAGAGCUUCAGGAUCUAUAUGAUGUUGGUGUCAAACCUGACUUUGAAGCGUUGAAAUCGGAUGUUCAUACCGUCGCAUCCCUUCUCAAACUUUACCUACGUUCCCUCCCUGAGCCCGUCAUACCUUGGCAGCACUACGAACACUUCUACGAGGCCAUCAAACUCUACGAGGAGCGGGAGGAUGAUGGGAAGGGGGAACUCAUCCGCGAGCUUGCGCUGCUUCCGAGAUGCAACUACAACCUGAUGAAAUACAUGUGUUGUUUCCUGCACGACGUCCAGAAGUAUGAGAAGUACAAUCGGAUGGGCGUGCUCAACCUCUCGACCGUCUUUGGACCGAACAUGUUCCGAGCGAAUAACGAGGACCCUACGGCCAUGAUGGAGGCCACGUCAAUGAGCCAGAAGUUCAUCCACCUGCUUGUAGCCGAGUACGAUACCAUGUUCCCGUCGAAUGACCGCAUCAGCUUCAGCAAUGGCUCCAAAUCGUAUGACGAUCUCCCCAAUGCACCCGUGCCCCCGCCUCGCCAUAAAGCGCACAGCCAGAUGCCAUCAGGAAGCUUUGACUUGAUUAAAGAGCUCCAGGAUCGCCAGGGGCGAACUCCUCGAGUCCAGACAAUGGCUUCGGACUCGCUUCUCAUUGAUUUAAAUCCCGAAGAGGAGUUUGACAUGGAACACUACGGGAACUCUGCAUUCUCAAAGCGUAGCUAUAGUGUAGAUGACGGCCUUGUUUAUAGGGACAGUAUAUCUGGUUCGGACACUGCGAGCAUCUCCUCGCUCGGAACUUCUGAACAGGAUUCCCACCAUGUACCAUAUUCAGAGUUCCAGGACACGGCAUCGGUUGCAUCAACUGCCAGCAUUAAAACGAACAGUGAGUCCUUGGUUAUGAUCAACCCUGCCUGCCAGUUGCAAAUGCCGCCUUGCGACUCGACGAACAGUCACCGGGAGCCGGAGACGGCGUCACCCCGCAAGGAGAGAAGUGGUCUGGGGAUAGACUUAAUGCAGGGCACACCAGAAAGUGAUCUAGCUCACAUUGGAGACCUAACUCUUUCAUACUCACAUUUACAGGAACAAGUGAGGGCGCUAAAACAGGAACUAAGUAAGCAGAAGGAAGAUUACGAUCAGAAGCUAAGGAAAUGGAAAAUGAAGUGUGAGGGCAUGCAGAUACAAUACGACAAUGCAGAAAGUGCUAGGAGAGCAACGGAUGAACGCAACAAGCAACUUCUAAAACAACUCAACGCUUUCAUUGAUGAAUAUGGACCACAGUGAUAAGUUAAACAAAACAAGCAACUUCUAAAGCAACUCAACGCUUUCAUCAACCGCACUGAGUAAUAAGAUGAACAUAACAAGCAAAUUCUAAAGCAACUCAACACUGUCAUCAAUGUGUAUAGUCCAGAGUAAUAAGACUAACAUAACAAGCAACUUCUGAAACAACUCGGUGCUUUCAUAGCUGAAUAUGGAUCAAACUCACUCAAGGAGAAUGAAAUCCUUGGAACAAGUUGGCUUUUAUGAAAACAGAAUGCGAGUCUUUCACAAAUUCGUCUACACAAGCUGGUGAGAAGCAUACUUUCUCAUUCUCAACCUUCGGGUAGCCUUAUGCAAAAGCCUAUGUAGUGUGCUUAUUAUUAUUAAUCAACUUGUUACCUACUAGAAUGUGUCAGUCUUUGUACAAGGCAUGUGGGAGUAUAAAUCGAAUAGUAAAUCAUUUUUUUUUUUCAUUCUUGGAGAACAAAAUUUAAAUAAAUAUUAUUUCAUAUGAUGAAAUGCAAAACAGUAAUGGGGGAAUUUACAUCUUCAGCUUGCUCAUUGCAUUGUUAUGAAGACAUGCAUAAAACUAUUUUCACUGAAAUAAUACAAAACUAAAAAAAUAUCAUACCUUAAUUUUCAGUGUUUUGUUAGUCUGACUUUACUUAUCUGUUCAAUUUUUUUUCAGCCGGGAGUACACUUUUAUUUUUUACAAUGGUAUGUCAUUUAAAACUUUUGGAGCAGGAUGUGUACAAAUUAUGUCUUGUGGUUUUCAAGUGAUUGGGGAGUUGCUGAAUAUUUAUUUCUGAAUGUAAGGUACAUGUAGUGUUGAAUUUGAGAAAUAAUUAGAAAUGCUGCCUUAAGAACCAGUGGUUUCAUGUUGAAAUGCACUCAAAUCCUGCCUAACCACCAAGCAGGAUUCUCUUGGGUGAGGUGCCAAAGCUAUCUAGUAGGGACUGUUUCGUUAAUGAUCUUUUUUAUGUAUUAUCCAACUAGUCCAGAAGAAUCUUUCAUCAACAUUUUCUGAAAGUUACUGAAAUAUAGUAAUUGUCAGAUAAAAUAGAAUUUGUUGGAUGAAACAUCCGACACGCCUUUUCAUGAAAUGUCCCCACUGAGUUAUAUCCUCAAUAUUGACCGUAGUUUGUUUCAUCAACAUCUCUGUCAAACAUAUUGCAAAGCUUUCAACUAAUAUGUUUUAAUAUUUAGUAUGUUUUUUCAUAAUCAAAAGUGACAAAAAAAAAUUUAUUGCAAAAUGUGUUUUUUGUUAAAUUUGAUUGGCAUGCUUCAUAUGUGUAAUUUAUCAAUUUUUGUACCAAAAUGUGUUUUUUCCUUCAAAAUAUGAUUUUAAUUAUGGAUCAGUAUGUUUUUUGGUCAACAGAGGUUGACAGCUCUGAUAUUGUCAUAUCUGACAAUUUUCUUGAAUUUGAUUGUUUGAGAAGCACUGAUUACGUGCAUAUGGUUACUGUUAGAAAAAAGAUACUUUGCCAAAGCCGACAAGUCCUUUUUAUAAAAUGCGCGUGGGGGGGGCCCAUAACACAUAUCUUAGCAAUCUUACGAUUGAUUGCAUUGACUACAAUGUACAAUUGUGAAAAUCAAGCAUACGAUUACCGGUAAUCUUUUAAACCUUUGUGUUACGGGACCUAGGCAUGACAACUUUUAAGACAAACAAAUGUUGAUGAAACGUUCCCCAGUUCUACAUGUAAAAUCCAGUAAUGAUCCGCAUAGCUCUACACUGGAGUGAGUGGCAUUUUUUCUGCUUUAUUCAAUUCAAACUUUUAUUCAAAUAUGUAACUCAUUUCUGUACGGAGUGUAUAUCAUGUUUGUGCAUGGGCAGGUGGGGAGAGGAUUAUCCUCUGUUCAUGGGAUGGGGGGGGGGACAUCUAUUGUUGCACCCCCCCAAGAAAUACAAAAGAUAAUCCUCCGCUCCACCACUCAUGCAUAUCAUAUGUGAAUGUAGAUAAUUCAUAUAAAAUCAAGAAUAUUAUACUUCCUGUGUGAAACCAACCAAAUAAAUGCAUUAUAUGUUUUCUUAGGAUGAACUUAUAAAAUAGAUCUUCCAUAUUAAUGAUCAAUUUAUUUUUGUAAUCGAAUGUCUUUCUUAGUUUCAGAAGGUAUGUAAUGUAAUGAACAUGCAGUAAAAGGUCAUUUUUACACGCCAGUAAUUUCAGGGCAAAGAAAAUGUUUUUAUUUUUGAAAGCUCUGUACAUUCUAUCAUGUUUAAUAUUUCCUAUUGUAUCCAUAUGUAUAUAUAUAUUUUUCUUAAUAUUUGAGACAAACCUGAAAUUGUUUGAUGUAUGCAUAUGCUAAGCAGUUAUUUUGUUCACAAUAAUUUUGUGAAUUGUAAAGAGAGAUAAUGAUUGUGUCUCGCCUGCAGGCUGCUGCUGCUUUGAUACAUUUUAUAUGCCUUUUGCAGACCUGCCAACCAGUACGUUUUAGCCGUAUUUAGUACGUUUUUGUUACCAAAAUACGGCAGUACGUUUUUUGUAAAAAAAAAAAUAAAAAAAAUCGUUUUUUUUUUUUACAAAAUCGUAAUUUAUUGAGAAAAAUCAUCUCUAUAUGUCUCUAUUUCAUAAAACGUACACAAAUAUGGUUAUUAGAUCAAUGUAAUUUCAGGUAACUUAUUUUUUUUUCAAUCAUUUUGUUAAAACCAGGGUGAAGAUAUACACAUGUUUUAAUGUUGUUUUUUUUCAUCUGCAAGAGCAGUGCGCAUUUUAGCUUUCAUGCAGCUUGAGCGCCGCGAUGAGCGAGUGGGCCAAGCAUUUUAUUAUGAAAUACACUUUUUGGGGGAAAAAUACAGUUUUUUUUAUCACAGAAUACAGUUUUUCAUUCCCAGAGGUUGGCAGGUCUGCUUUUGAUAAUGACUGUCUGUUCUGUUCAUCAGCAUAGAUCAAAAGAAAAGAGUAUAGCUAUUAAUAAUGUGUCAAUGCUUUGCUUUAGUUUGCCAGUCAAUGAGUGAUUGCUCAUUUUCUGUAUUGAAUAUUUUGGCAUGUUCCAUUCAAACCUCCGAACACUUGAUCAGUUUGUUCAAGGAUUCUUUUAGAGCUUUAUCUCAACAACAAACGAUGUGUAGGCCUAUAUUUGAUUGGGCAGAACUCUGUCAGGUUCAACUUUGUACUUUAUUAUUUUUAUACUGUCUGGGCCCCGUCUUCCAAAGAGUUGCGAUUGAUCCAAUAAAUCGCAACUAUGGAAAGCCAGCAAAGUCAACAUAUAAAAUGUGUGUUUAUUUUUUUUUAUCUGGAUAUGAAUGUAUAUCCAUAAAUUCAUUGAUUUCUUGACAAUUUGGUGUGAUCUCCUUUGUUUACAAAGGACAUUUUGCAAAUUUCCUGUAGAAAAAAUCAUGACACUGAUGGUUUUUAUAGAGUUACGAUUGAUUGGAUCAAUUAUAAUUCUUUGUAAGACGGGGUCUUGGUUUGUUUGGCUAGGCCAAAUAAUGCAUUCUCAAUUUUUUGUUUCAAAUUAUGACAAAUUCAAUUAAGAUUGAAAGGGAAGAAAUUGAAAAGAAUUUGGCGAUAGUGACAUUCCUCUGAAUUGAGACUUUCAACGAAAUUACACUGGGCAAGUUUAUGGCUGGUCCAUAUAGAAAUGUAUUUUUUUAACACUUGCAUGCACAUGUGCAUGCUUCAUAUAUUGCAUAUAGAAAAAAAGGUAACUUUUGUAUAUGUUUGAUCUUGUAUACUUUAUUUUUGUCUAUGGGGCUUUGGGGAAUGACAUUUCUAUUUUGUUUAUAUUGUAUAUGAUAUGAGAUUAUAUCAAAUAAAUGAAAUAGCAUUUGAUUAUAA
Messenger RNA from Lytechinus pictus (painted urchin), 6411 nucleotides. RefSeq names its product rho GTPase-activating protein 24-like. Lineage: Eukaryota; Metazoa; Echinodermata; Echinoidea; Temnopleuroida; Toxopneustidae. Bases 815 to 2656 code for a protein of 613 amino acids. Gene Ontology annotation, molecular function: GTPase activator activity. The record is from RefSeq and is a predicted model, not a curated record. Gene Ontology annotation, biological process: activation of GTPase activity; signal transduction. The transcript is spliced from 9 exons.